AUGAAUUCCACCCAGUUCACUAACACCUCGACUCCCGCAAAUAUCACUUCUCUCACUAAAAUGGCGGUGCAGAAUUCUUCGCAUCGGGCUUUGUCGUUGAAAAGUUGCUCGUCUCUGAGGAACACCACAGCCGUCAGCUUAUUACGAUUAAGAAAAGGGUCCUCAGCAAGAGUCUUGUCUCUAUUGCAAGCGACUUGCUAUUCCACUUGCUCCGGUAUAGAAUAUUUCUCCUCUUCAAAACGGAGAUCGCGUGGGCCCGUCAUGGCUGGAAAGGGAAAAUCUGAAGGGGAGAAACAAGAAGAUGGCAAGUAUAAGCACACAAUUGAUCUCCCAAAGACUGCUUUUGGCUUAAGAGCCAAUUCCGUUGUGAGGGAGCCUGAAAUACAACGACUAUGGGAUGAAAAUCAGGUGUUCAAGAGGGUUGCCAGAAAAAAUACAGGGGGCAGUUUUGUGAUUCAUGAUGGCCCUCCGUACGCGAAUGGUGAUUUACAUAUGGGUCAUGCCAUGAAUAAGAUUUUGAAGGAUAUUAUCAAUCGAUAUAAGCUUCUUCAGAACUUCCAAGUUCAUUAUGUGCCCGGGUGGGAUUGUCAUGGCUUGCCAAUUGAAUUGAAAGUUUUGCAGUCACUAGACCAGGAUGCUAGAAAGGAGCUAACACCCCUAAAAUUGAGAGCAAAAGCAGCCAAAUUUGCAAAAUCAACCGUCAAGAAUCAGAUGGCAGCAUUUAAGCGUUAUGGCAUAUGGGGAGACUGGGACCAGCCAUAUCUCACUCUGGAUCCAGAAUAUGAAGCUGCUCAGAUUGAAGUGUUUGGCAAAAUGGCCUUGCAAGGGUAUAUCUACAGAGGCAGGAAGCCGGUUCAUUGGAGCCCGUCAUCUCGAACUGCCCUUGCUGAGGCUGAAUUGGAGUAUCCUGACGGGCAUGUUUCGAAGAGCAUGUAUGCCGUUUUUAAAUUAACCAGUGCCCCUACUUCAUCUAAAAUGCUGGAUGAAUUCAUUCCCAAUUUGGGAUUGGCUGUUUGGACGACAACUCCAUGGACUAUUCCUGCUAAUGCUGCUGUUGCUGUCAAUGCAAAGCUCCAAUACGCCGUUGUUGAAGUUGAUGCUAAUAACGUGGGCACCACUUCAUCAUCAACCGGUAAAGAGAAAAAAAUUGGGAAUAUCUUGAAGGAACAUAAGAAACUGUAUUUAGUUGUUGCAUUGGACCUUGUGCCAACUGUCGAAGAAAAAUGGGGUGUGAAGCUUACUGUGAAGACCACACUUACGGGUGCACAACUCGAAAAUUGCAGGUAUGUUCAUCCCAUAGAGGGCCGAGAAUGCCCAGUCGUUAUCGGUGGGGAUUACAUCACAACAGAAUCAGGAACUGGACUGGUUCAUACUGCCCCUGGCCAUGGUCAUGAAGAUUACAUCACUGGCCUCAAAUAUGAUUUGCCUGUUAUAUCCCCUGUGGACGAUGAAGGUGUUUUCACUGAAGAGGCUGGCCAAUUCAGUGGUUUGAACGUGCUUGGCGAUGGCAAUAUUGCUGUUAUCGAGUGCCUGGACAAGAACUCAUCAAUGAUCAUGGUUGAGCCAUACAAACACAAGUAUCCGUAUGAUUGGCGAACAAAGAAGCCAACGAUUUUCAGAGCAACUGAACAAUGGUUUGCUUCAGUGGAAGGAUUUCGUAAUGCUGCUAUGGAUUCAAUUGAUCACGUAAACUGGAUUCCCCCACAGGCACAAAAUCGAAUUUCAUCUAUGACGUCAAGUCGUUCUGAUUGGUGUAUCUCCCGUCAAAGGACUUGGGGUGUGCCUAUCCCGGUGUUUUAUCAUGUGGAGACAAAGGAGCCAUUGAUGAACGACGAAAUUAUUGAUCAUAUUAAGUCAAUAAUUUCACAGAAAGGAAGUGACGCGUGGUGGUACAUGAAGGUAGAGGAAUUGCUUCCAGAAAGAUAUGGCAAAGAAGCAUCUAGCUAUGUAAAAGGAACGGAUACUAUGGAUGUUUGGUUUGACUCAGGUUCUUCAUGGGCUGCUGUUCUGGCAAAGAGAAAUGAUCUUAGUUACCCUGCAGAUCUCUACCUUGAGGGUACUGACCAGCAUCGUGGCUGGUUCCAAAGUUCAUUGUUGACAAGUAUUGCCACAAAUGGAAAGGCUCCAUAUUGUGGUGUCAUUACACAUGGAUUUGUACUUGAUGAGAAAGGCUUCAAAAUGAGCAAAUCUCUAGGAAAUGUUGUUGACCCAAGAACUGUGAUUGAGGGAGGGAAAGAUCAGAAGGACGGAUUUGGUGCAGACGUACUUCGCCUCUGGGUUUCGAGUGUAGAUUAUACGAGUGAUGUGAUGAUCGGGCCUAGCGUUCUACGUCAAAUGUCAGACAUAUACAGGAAAUUAAGAGGAACUUUGCGUUUUCUUUUGGGGAACCUGCAUGAUUGGAAUGCUGAUUAUGCUGUUACUUACACCGACCUGCCAAAGAUAGAUCAAUAUGCUCUAUUUCAACUUGAAAGUGUUGUGAAAAACAUCAAAGAGAGCUACGACAGCUAUCAAUUCUUCAAGAUUUUUCAGAUCAUUCAGCGAUUUGUUGUUGUUGAUCUCUCAAAUUUUUACUUGGAUGUUGCUAAAGAUCGACUUUAUGUGGGAGGAACCACUAGUUCUACGAGGAGGAGUUGCCAAACCGUCCUUGAGGCACAUUUGAUCUCCAUUGCGAGGAUUAUUGCACCAAUUUUGCCACAUUUGGCUGAGGACGUGUGGCAGAAUCUUCCUUUUCCAUUCACUGCUGAAGAUGGAUGUUUGGCCAACUUUGUCUUCGAAUCAAGAUGGCCUUUGUUAAAUGAAAGACAUCUAGCGUUCCCAGAGGAAGAGGUUAAUUUUUGGGGUACAAUUCUUGAGCUGAGAACUGAGGUAAACAAAGUGCUUGAGAUUGCACGUACGAAGAAGUUGAUUGGUUCCAGUUUAGAAGCAAAGGUUUAUCUCCAUGCAUCAGAUGCUGGCCUGCUUUCGAGAUUAGUCAACAUGUGUGAAGCUGAAAAUGAUGCGGACGCGUUGCAUAGAAUCUUUUUAACAUCUCAGGUGGAAAUUCUUCCUUGUGUGGACAAUGUGAGCGGAGAUGAGAUACCCUGCACGGGAGAAUAUGUUGUUGAAAAUCAAGACAAAGUGUGGAUUGGUGUUUCACGUGCAAAUGGGUCGAAAUGCGAAAGAUGCUGGAAUUUCUCGCCUGAAGUCGGUAAUUACCAAAACCACCCUACACUUUGCGGCCGUUGUCAUGGUGUGGUUGUCAGCCAGCCAAUCCCGGCUCUUGCUGCCGCUAGCUAG
This is a messenger RNA of Striga hermonthica, 3276 nucleotides long. NCBI's taxonomy places the organism in Eukaryota, Viridiplantae, Streptophyta, Magnoliopsida, Lamiales, Orobanchaceae. The record is from the annotation of a GenBank genome assembly.